This is a messenger RNA of Stegastes partitus (bicolor damselfish), 2289 nucleotides long. RefSeq names its product arginyl-tRNA synthetase 1 (gene rars1). The transcript has 15 exons. Gene Ontology annotation, biological process: arginyl-tRNA aminoacylation. The record is from RefSeq and is a predicted model, not a curated record. Bases 98 to 2080 code for a protein of 660 amino acids. Gene Ontology annotation, molecular function: ATP binding; arginine-tRNA ligase activity. Gene Ontology annotation, cellular component: cytoplasm. NCBI's taxonomy places the organism in Eukaryota, Metazoa, Chordata, Actinopteri, Pomacentridae.
UUGUGAACUUGUUCCUCCUCUUCCCGCAGUUUGUUUCAUCAGCCACGAGUUUCUUCCUCCAGCCAACUCCAGAGUUUCUCCGCAGCGCUUCACAGAGAUGGGAGACCCGGUGACCGAGUACACAGCCCGGCUGCAGCAACAGGAGCGGGAGAUCAGGAGUUUGUCCGCAGAGAUCGAGAGUCUGAAAAACCCGCAGAGCCUGAAUCCGUCGCCGCGACUCGACGAGCUUCGGGAGGAAAACGCCAAACUUAAGUAUCGCCUGAACAUCCUGAAGAGGAGUCUGCAGGAGGAGAAAGCUCCCUGCGGUAAAUCCAUGAUGAACAUCAACCAGCGGCUGCAGGAGAUCUUCGGCGAGGCCAUCCGGGCGUCCUGCCCCGACCUGGACGACCCUCCGCUGGCCGUCACGCCCAACCAGCAGGCCAAGUUCGGCGACUACCAGUGCAACAGCGCCAUGGCUUUGGCCCAGAUGCUGAAGGCGAAGGGGAUGAAAGUGAACCCGCGAGAAAUCGCAGAGAAGAUCGUCCAAAACCUCCCCGACAACGAACUCAUCCAGAAAACUGAGAUCGCCGGACCAGGCUUCAUCAACGUCCACCUGAAGAGGACGAUCGUGUCCAAGCUGCUGAGCAACCUGUUGAUCAACGGAGUCCAGCCGCCGCCGCUGGCAACCAGGAAGAAGGUCGUCGUGGACUUCUCGUCUCCGAACAUCGCCAAAGAGAUGCACGUCGGCCACCUGCGCUCCACCAUCAUCGGCGAAAGCGUGUCGCGGCUCUUCGAGUUCCUUGGCUACGACGUUCUCAGGUUGAACCAUGUGGGCGAUUGGGGGACUCAGUUCGGGAUGCUGAUCGCUCACCUGCAGGACAAGUUUCCCGACUACCUGACCGUCUGUCCUCCAAUCAGCGACCUGCAGGCCUUCUACAAGGAGUCGAAGAAGCGAUUCGACGAGGACGAGGACUUCAAGAAGCGAGCGUAUCAGUGCGUCGUCCGGCUGCAGAGCAAAGAGCCCGACUUCAUCAAGGCCUGGAACCUGAUCUGCGACGUUUCCAGGAGAGAGUUUCAGCGGGUUUACGAGUGUCUGGACGUGACGAUCGUGGAGCGAGGCGAGUCGUACUACCAGGACCUGAUGACGGAGGUGGUGAAGGAGAUCGAAGGCAAAGGCCUGCUGGAGCUGGACGAAGGCCGCAAGAUCAUGUUCGUUCCGGGUCAGUCCGUCCCGCUGACCGUCGUCAAGUCGGACGGCGGCUACACCUACGACACGUCGGACUUGGCGGCUGUGCGACAGCGAAUCUUCGACGAGAAGGCCGACAUCAUCAUCUACGUGGUGGAUAGCGGGCAGGGAUCGCACUUCCAGCUGGUGUUCGCGGCGGCGCAGCUGAUCGGCUGGUUGGACCCCAAAGUGACCCGGGUGGAGCACGCCGGCUUCGGGGUGGUGCUGGGGGAGGACAAGAAGAAGUUUAAGACUCGGUCCGGAGACACGGUGAGGCUCAUGGACCUGCUGGAGGAAGGACUGAAGAGGUCCAUGGACAAGCUGAAGGAGAAGGAGCGAGACAAGGUUCUGACUCCGGAGGAGCUUGUGAAAGCCCAGAGGUCCGUCGCUUUCGGCUGCAUCAAAUACGCCGAUCUGUCGCACAACCGCAUCAACGACUACGUCUUCUCGUUCGACAAGAUGCUGGACGACCGAGGAAACACGGCGGCGUACCUCCUCUACGCCUUCACCCGCAUCAGGUCCAUCGCUCGUCUGGCGAACAUCGAUGAGUCGACGCUGAGGAAGGCGGCGGAGACCACCGAGGUGCUGCUGGACCACGAGAAGGAGUGGAAGCUGGGGAAGUGCAUCCUUCGGUUCCCGGAGAUCCUGCAGAAGAUCCUGGACGACCUGCUGCUCCACACGCUGUGCGACUACCUGUACGAGCUCGCCACCACCUUCACCGAGUUCUACGACAGCUGCUACUGCGUGGAGAAGGACCGGCAGACAGGCGAGGUGAUUAAGGUGAACAUGUGGAGGAUGCUGCUCUGUGAAGCUACAGCCACCGUCAUGGCCAAAGGCUUCGACAUCCUGGGAAUCAACCCCGUGGAGAGGAUGUGAUGCCGCCACGUUUCAUCCCGGAGAGAGACAGUAGCGCCUGUCUGACUCACUUCACAGCCAAAACUCAGCGGACUUUAAGAGUUAUUUUCCAUAAAAGUUAUUAAAUCCAACCUAGGAGGGGGGGAAAAAAACACAACUUUGUUCAGUUCAUUUACAUCUCAUGCAAAGGAUCUUUUUAUUAAAGAGUCAUUUUUGAAACCAAAACAUCA